ACAGCAUGUGAAGUCAUUAAUCAACAGUUUCAAUAUGGCUUGGAAAAUCAUUCGAUCAUCUAUUCCACAAGAUGGUCAUUACGGAAUUUCAAAAGAAAUGAGAGAGAAGGAAGUUAUCAACGCUACUCCGAUUUCUAUGUUAUUGCCUUCGUGGAAAGGAUAUGGAAAGUGUUCUUUGGCACUGACAAAUUACCUUGUAUCUUUACAUAACAAUUUUAUUGGACGAUGUAAAAGCUUGUUGAAGGACGAUAAAAAUUCAGAGGAGCUAUCGCUGUUGAACGUUAUUAAGGGGCAUUUGGUUGCCUAUGAUCCAGAGAGAGAUUUUUUGCCGAUGGUCCUGGCUCACUGUGAUUACUCACUAAAAGUUGGUGAAGGAGGUGAAAAAACGGUUGUGAAGUUCAACUGGAAAUCUUUAGAAAGACAACUUGUCGACAGAUUUAUUCGGGGAAAACCUAGAAUUACAUCUUUGGUUGAAUUAUUUGUGUUCAGCAAAGAUAUUUGUGAUGGAGCUGUUUUUAAAGCGUUGAAUCAAAAGAUCCCUCAGAUUAAACUUAGUCGACCAGUGAAAGAUCAGAUCUUAAGUGAACUGAACCAACUCACUGAUGUUUGUGACGUUCUUAAAUCUCUCCACAAUGUCAUUGGUUUCUUAUCAUCUGCUGGAGGAAAUCCAGGAAUGCUUAUCAGUGAAUAUAUGAAAUCAGCAUUGAAAAUUGAUCCUAGAAACGGUUUAAAAAGUGGCAAGGCAGAGCAGAUUUGUCAACUUCAACAUGUUGUUGCGCUUUGGAAACUGUUAUCAUUAGAAAGAGCAAAAAUAUUGACUAGACGUAAACAGGAACCAUUUGACGAUGUAACAGAUAAGAUAAAGACAGCAUUGACAAGGGAAAUAAAGUUUGAAUUAAGUCGUGGUUUACAGAAAAUCAAAAUUGAUCGUUUCGUUGAUGAAUUAUUGCAGCUUAUUUUACUCUUUUUGAAAAAUGCACCAGACGAACAGUUGCACUGGCCUUUAGCAGAGUACAUCAACGCAAUGCUUGAACAAGAUGGUUGUGAAAUUAUUAAAGAUCUUGAGGAGAGUUUACCAAAUGAAGUUACUGUUGCACAUGCUGUUGAAGCUUGGAAGCUUGCAUGUCAGAAAAGUGAUGAUUACAAUUCAAAAAUAUAUUGAUUUAGUCGACAAUUUUUUUAUUAAUGACGAAAAGUUGCUUGAUAUUCUUUAACUUAAUAAUGCGCAUUUAAUUUUCAGGAAGAUUAUUUGGAAGAUAUAUAGGUACUUUUUAAAUCAGUUUACAAAAAUCUCAUCAUAAAAUUACAUCAAAUACAGAAAACAGUUGUCAUUUAAUUAGAAAACAUUUGAGAACAUCUGUAAGUAGUUAAAAACAAUAUAUCAUAAUUUCUAUCUUCUUUAACCAAGUAGCAAAGUGCAUGUGUGACGUUUAAAUACUGCAUGAAUGAAAAUGUUCGUUAUUCUAACCAAUGUAUCGUUAAAAAUAGUUUAAAUCUAUCAUUGCCUCCACUAUAAGUAUUAAAGUUUUGAUUUUUGGGAAUGUGAUUUGCAAUGUGAUAAACCUGUAUUAUAAAGCUACAACAUCAAAAGCCAUAUCAUUUAUGGCAGAAUAA
Xenia sp. Carnegie-2017 is the source of this 1614-nucleotide messenger RNA. RefSeq names its product E3 ubiquitin-protein ligase RNF213-like. The transcript is spliced from 8 exons. The coding region runs from base 35 to 1162 and encodes 375 amino acids. The record is from RefSeq and is a predicted model, not a curated record. Gene Ontology annotation, molecular function: ubiquitin-protein transferase activity; ATP hydrolysis activity. NCBI's taxonomy places the organism in Eukaryota, Metazoa, Cnidaria, Anthozoa, Malacalcyonacea, Xeniidae.